GCAACGCUUUGUUGUAGACGUAUGUGUGUAUUAUUUUCAAUAGCUCAGCUGAAAACAGUUUUUGGUGACCAGCAAAGAAAAACCGCAAUUUGAAUAAAAGCAACAACAACGCACUGCGCACCUGGGACUAAGCCACUGAAUAUUGUUGUUGUUGUUUUUGUUGUCGUCGUAAGAGGCUAAAGAAAGGGGUCAACAUGUCCGCACCGGUAAUUGUCGAGGCCACGGUCAAGCAGACAGCGACGCUCAUUUUCAUGCACGGAUUGGGCGACACUGGUCAUGGCUGGAGCAGCGCCUUGGCUGCGAUUCGGCCGCCAUUCAUGAAGGUGAUCUGCCCGACGGCUCCAACGCAACCAGUUUCCUUAAAUGCCGGAUUUCGUAUGCCCUCCUGGUUUGAUCUAAAAACUCUGGACAUCGGCGGACCCGAGGAUGAGCCAGGAAUUCGAUCGGCUCGCGAUGAUGUGCAUGGCAUGAUACAGAAGGAGCUGAGUGCAGGCAUACCAGCCAAUCGGAUUGUGCUUGGUGGCUUCUCCCAAGGCGGUGCACUGGCUCUCUACUCGGCACUCACCUUUGAUCAGUCGCUGGCCGGCGUGGUGGCGUUGUCGUGUUGGCUGCCGCUGCACAAGCAAUUCCCAGGUGCCAAGGCAGCCAGUGAUGAGGUGCCAAUAUUCCAAGCUCACGGUGACUACGAUCCUGUGGUGCCUUACAAAUUUGGUCAGCUAAGCGCCAGUCUGCUCAAGUCCUUUAUGAAGAAUGUCACCUUUAAGACCUAUAAUGGACUGUCGCACUCCUCGUCCGACGAGGAAAUGAACGAUGUCAAGAAUUUCCUCACGCUCUCUCUGCUCUUAUCUUUUGCAGGACAUAAUCAGUAAAUGGACGCAUUGGGAGGGACAGAACAUGGCUAGAAGGGCACAAUGCUGCCAAAUAUCAUAGUAUCUAUAGGCUAUGAAAUGUAGUUGCAGUUCCUUCCACAUAAAACAAAGCUCCUCUACGCCCCUAGUCAAGAAACGCGCUCGUGCAGAUGUCUGAAACUAAAGAGAAUUGUAUUUUAGAUAUUAUUUUGUACAUACAUACACUAUUUAUGUAGUUUUUAGGCAUAUACCAUAUAUGAUUAGCUAUUGGAUGUCUCCACAUGGUGGUCUGACGAGAAGCAGAUUCGCUUAAGCGAAAUAAACUAAAUAAAGUUAUGUAACGAAAA
Molecule: messenger RNA, 1195 nt
Organism: Drosophila innubila
Lineage: Eukaryota; Metazoa; Arthropoda; Insecta; Diptera; Drosophilidae
Gene: Apt1
Product: acyl-protein thioesterase 1
Exons: 6
Coding region: 195-869 (224 amino acids)
Biological process (GO): protein depalmitoylation
Cellular component (GO): cytoplasm
Molecular function (GO): palmitoyl-(protein) hydrolase activity; carboxylic ester hydrolase activity
Source: RefSeq, a predicted model, not a curated record